This is a messenger RNA of Cuscuta campestris, 1959 nucleotides long. The record is from the annotation of a GenBank genome assembly. Lineage: Eukaryota; Viridiplantae; Streptophyta; Magnoliopsida; Solanales; Convolvulaceae.
GUUGAAUUGAGAAGUACUGUAGUGUAAUCUAGGAACACGUCACAAAUAAGUUUCAUAGUGUUUCAGUCUCGGCAUGCAUGCAUAAACCGAGUUAAUUGCAUUCCCAGUUGGUCAUAGAGUUUAGAUCAAUGGAUAGAUCGAGUCUGUUGACAUUGAGACUCAUUGCAAACUGCACUGAGGCAAAGAAGGCAUGGAAGAUUCUCGAGACAACUCACGAAGGGGAUGAGAGAGUUAAGACAGCAAAAUACCAAAUUCUCAUGACAAAACUUGAAAAUCUCCUAAUGGAAGAUAAGGAAAGCAUUAUUGAAUUUCAUGGCAGAGUGAGAGACUUGGCAAAUGAAGCAGAACGACUUGGAAGACCUUUUGAAGAAGACAAUCUUGUUCUAAAGGUUCUGCGUGCCCUACCAGAAAGCUACUCAGUUGAUGCCAAGGCCAUACGUCAAGCACAUGAACUGAAAAGGAUGACACUAGAUCAACUGAUGGGAAAUCUUGAAACCAUCGAACUGGCCAUGUCAGAAGAGCAAAAGAAGAAGAAGACUGAGAAACAAACAGCGUUUCAGGUUGGUGAUCUAGACCUAGAAGACGAUCUCAUAUCAGAUGAUGACUUUCAAGAACACCUCUCCCUGGUUACCAAGCAGUUUACAAAAAGGUGGCUUCAAAGGAAAGGGAAACAAGCUCUCAUACAAGAUCCACAGAGAGGUUCACAAUCCAGGAUGGUGAAAGAAAAAGAAUUCAGGAUGCAACCAUCAGAAUCAAGAAGAAAGGGACCACAAUGCUUCGAAUGUGGUGGUUUCGGUCAUAUUCAGACAGAAUGCGCCAACAACAUGAAAAAGAAGAGGCAUGCUUUUGCCUCAACAUGUAGUGAUGAAGAACCAGACACUGGAGAUACUGAUGGAGAAAGUAACUGCGCCUUUGUCACAUUAGAAGUACAAGAAGAUUCUGAAGAGCAACUAAGGAUACUCCAAGAAAAGUGGAGUGAUUUGCUUGAUAUUAACAAGAGGAAUGUAUCUGAAAAUAUCCUCUUAAAAACUAAACUGCAGAUCUGUGAACAAACUAUUGAGAAGCUGCAAAAUGAGCUGAAUCAAAAGGAAACAGGAAAUGCAAAUCUGAGGCAUGAGCUUGAUCAUCACAUGAAGUAUCAGAAGUGGAUGAAUAAAGCAGGAGCUGGAAUUUCACAAGAAUGGAUGCUGAGCACAAAGGCAAAAGCUAUUGAGCAGCAAGUUGACAUCUCCAAGAUGUAUGGAGAUAGAACCGGGCUGGGUUAUCCAAAAGAAGAAUCUGUUGGAGUUGGUGCCUUUAUGGCCAACUGCUGUUGUAAUAUCUUAGAUAUUUUCUAUCAUGUAAAGGCAGAUGCAUUAAGUAUACAAACAUCUCAUGCUAAUUUGUUCGGCCAAGAGAAGAGAGGAGCAGCAUAAUAUUUGAGUUCCAAAAGUUAUUAUUUUGGGUGUAGAUAAUUGUUAUAAUAUUUUCUCCAAAAUAUUAUUGAUAUAUUUUCUACUAUUUAAUAUACAAGAUUUAUAUUAUCUCUAAAAUAAUCUUUAUAUCAAAUAUACUAUUAUAAUCUUUACUAGCAUAAAGAUUAUAGUAGACUCUGGAGAUUGUUCGUGUGUCAAAGUUGGAGGCCGGACGCUUGAACGGCUACGUUUGCUCCUUCACCACCUUUUGCUCGACUUCUCGUUCAUACCGCUUUACCGGAGAAGGUAUAAGUUUCUAUCUCUAGCUAUAGUUUUAGUACGUGUUCUUGGGCUAGUAAUUACUAUUGGGAGAUUAAAUUUUUGUAUUUCCGCUGCUCUCCCUACCGUGGUAACCUUUCAGUGGUAUCAAGGCAACGUACAAAACUAUAGUUUUUCGUAGAACUUUUUCGGUUCAAAAUUAUUUUUUAACUUGGUAAUUAUUUGUUAAUUUCGAAAAUUAGUAAAAUGAUUUAUUUUAGUCUUGGAAUAAAUAUUAGACUUAAAU